AUGGCUGAUUAUCCUUCUCCCUACUCUACUUCACCAGCCCCAAGCUCGGUAUACCCAGGCUCUGAGAAAAUGACUGGCACAUCAACGCCCCUGACAGAGCAGUCAGAGCCACCGCUGGACUCAAAGCCAGACACACAAGCAGACACUUCCUCUACCACUGAAGUCCCCUUGAGAUUACCCAAGUCACAGCAGGAUCCACAAAACGACCCCAUACAGAUCCCCAAAAUCAUGACAGACAUCUCCUUCACCGAGGAUCCGGCUGUCCUUGCCCGCGGCCUCGAGGGCAAGUGCGUCGAUGAAUUCGGCAACAUCCUAGAAUGGGACGGCACAGUACUUGGCCGCGUCCAGGGAGACUUGCCCUCCAUGGUAGGCAGGUCUGUAUCCAAUGAUGGCAGAAUUCGUGAUGCUGCCGGCGACCUGGCCGGGCAUGUAUCCGAAAACUACAUAAACUCGGCACCAUCACAAGAGGACCACAGCAAUAAGAGGCUGAAAAUCGAUCACACCGGUACCAUAUAUGACCAGGACGGCUCUGUUGUCGGCAGGAUGAAAGACCACUCCAAAGAGAACAAUUCCACUUCUGCUCCGGCAGAUGGAUGCGCUCGAUGCAGGGAGCGGGAGACGAGUUCAGACCGACACAAUGAGAAUAAGUCUGAUGCUCCGCCUGCGCAAGAGGACGCAAAAACAGAUGGUGCUGCGAAUGUGAAUGUGCCGCCGCAUCGGACAGCCACACCAAGCCCAUCUGAUAUCUAUCUAGAUGUGAAAUCUACCCACGACGGCAUUCAGUUGAUAAUCAAGAUCCCCACAGUCUUUAAUCGGGAUCAUCACAACUCAAGAUAG
Pochonia chlamydosporia 170 is the source of this 837-nucleotide messenger RNA. Its product is annotated as LEA domain-containing protein. The transcript has a single exon. The coding region runs from base 1 to 837 and encodes 278 amino acids. NCBI's taxonomy places the organism in Eukaryota, Fungi, Ascomycota, Sordariomycetes, Hypocreales, Clavicipitaceae. The record is from RefSeq and is a predicted model, not a curated record.